AUGCCAGAUUUGAAAAGCCAAGUUGCGGCGAAAUAUUUGGCCAAAAGGCAAAUUGCUGCCGCUAUGACGAAAUGCCAGAUUCGAAGCCAAAUUGCGGCGAAAUAUUUGGCCAAAAAGCAAAUUACUGCCGCUAUGACGAUUCGAAACCAAGUUGCGGCGAAAUAUUUGGCCAAAAGGCAAAUUGCUGCCGCUAUGACGAUUCGAAGCCAAAUCUCACAAUAA
Molecule: messenger RNA, 222 nt
Organism: Dracunculus medinensis (Guinea worm)
Lineage: Eukaryota; Metazoa; Nematoda; Chromadorea; Rhabditida; Dracunculidae
Source: the annotation of a GenBank genome assembly